Molecule: messenger RNA, 3915 nt
Organism: Melanaphis sacchari
Lineage: Eukaryota; Metazoa; Arthropoda; Insecta; Hemiptera; Aphididae
Gene: dachs
Product: unconventional myosin-Va
Exons: 18
Coding region: 305-3763 (1152 amino acids)
Biological process (GO): actin filament organization; vesicle transport along actin filament
Cellular component (GO): vesicle; actin cytoskeleton; myosin complex
Molecular function (GO): actin filament binding; cytoskeletal motor activity; ATP binding
Source: RefSeq, a predicted model, not a curated record
CUGGCUGCCGCUGCAGUCCGUGUCCGUCCGUCGCGUUGUGCGAUCGUGUCCGUCCCGGCGUGCCUGUUCGUAAUUUUUUUAUUUUUUUUUUUUUGCGUAAUCGUUAGUUCAAUUGUGUGUCAGUAUUGUCGCGAUGAAGUCGGCGACUUCUCGUACAGCUGCAAAGCAAACUUAAUAACGUGAUUCAGACGAGUGACUUGCGGCACGAACCGCGAUGACUUGGCGACGAACGAAGACGGCAGUUCCUUAAAGAAGCACUCGCACGACUAUACCUGUAUAUACCACCGUACCGGAUUCGGGUGUGAUGGCCAGCGUGGGCCAUUCUAAGGUGUUCAUACUCGACAAAUACUUCACCGAGCUACAAAAGUUCUGGGAGACGGAAAUCAAGUUGCAAGACGCAUCCUGUUCAAACGAGGCUGUGCAUUUACAACAACGGUUGCGAAGUCUAAGCACCGAGUUGGUCACACUCCGGAACAGUUUGAACCAGGGUCAAGGAGCGACGGCGGCGCACGGUGGCCAGGGUUGUCCUCAACCGGCUGCUAUCAAACAAUCUACCGGAUCGAAUUUCCCCGGAAACAACAAUAACAACAGCAACAGCAACAACAACAACACCAUACUGGCCGCCGGUAAGUCCGCAUCUAGCAGCCCAUCGAAGUCUACGUUACCACCUCCAGUGUUGCCGAGGACUUCGUUGCCCACUUUACCCGUUUCAGAUAAACUGUUCAAGGGCAAAGAAGAAUCGCAAAACGGCGGUCAAGCUGCCACCGCCGUUGCAAAAUGUUUAAAUGCUACGCCGUCGCCGACUUCGACGACUGCAGUGGCAACGCAGCAAAAGACUGAAUCGAAUAACCAGCGGACACACCGCCGGUCGUUCCAUGGACCGCCGACGCCCGCCGGAAGCGAACCCGGCAGCAAUGGGUCGACCGCGAGCGGAGGCGGUGACCUAAUCCAUCUUCCUGGGCCGUUGACCGAGGAUGCUGUGCUCAAGGCACUGCAAAGUCGGUUCUGCGCCACACAAAUGUUUACCAAUGUGGGACCUAUUCUGUUGUGCAUGAACUCGUAUAAAGACAUCGGCAACCCGAUGACGCUCACCAGUAUGAGAGGCGCUACACUAGAUUUCAAGCUGCACAAGGUAAUUCUGGACGCGGUAAGACAGCAGACCGAAUCUGGGUAUCCACAGGCGAUCAUACUUUCUGGUGUUAGUGGUUCUGGUAAGACGUAUGCUUCGAUGUUGCUACUGAGACAGUUAUUUGACGUAGCCGGAGGUGGCCCUGAAACGGACGCUUUCAAACAUCUAGCCGCCGCGUUUACCGUUCUGAGGUCAUUGGGAUCCGCCAAAACGUCUUCGAAUUCGGAAUCUAGUCGAAUCGGUCAUUUCAUCGAAGUACAGGUAACCGAUGGUGCUCUAUACAGGACUAAGAUACACUGUUAUUUCUUGGACCAGACUCGGGUGGUACACCCUCUGCCGAAUGAAAAAAACUAUCAUAUAUUUUACCAAAUGUUGGCCGGUCUAUCUCAGGAAGAAAGAGUGAAAUUAAACUUGGAAGGGUAUUCGCCUUCCAAUCUCCAGUACCUGAUGCAAGGCGACACCAGACAGGACGAAGCCGAGGACGCUAUUAGAUUUCAAUCGUGGAAAUCGUGCUUAGGUCUCCUCGGAAUUCCGUUCAUGGACGUGGUGAGGGUUUUGGCCGCGGUACUGCUUUUGGGCAACGUCAAUUUCGUGGACAACGGUUCUGGCGAGGUGGUGGCUAAAGGCGAAACCGAAUUGGCGUCAGUAGCCCGGUUGCUAGGCAUCACGUUCCCGUCGCUCUUCCGUGGUAUCACCACCAGAACACAUUCCGAAACUACUCGGGGGAACACUCAACUGAUAAAAACGACUUGCGACGUAAACACAGCAAAUUCGAUUAGAGACUCUCUGGCCAAGGCAUUGUACUGCAGGACUGUGGCGACCAUCGUACGCCGAGCAAACAGUCUAAAACGACUGGGUUCAACAUUGGGUACGUUGAGCAGUGACUCCAACGAUUCAGUUCACAAUCAGGCCGAAGUCGCUAGUCAGCAUGCAUCUACCAUCGGCACGGCCGGUUCCAAGUCGAGUAAGUCAAUGGCCGCGCUCAACAACGCCGUCAAUAUCGCUAGGCAUGCCACGGACGGGUCCAUCGGGAUCUUGGACAUGUUCGGAUUUGAAGAACCAAAACCAAGUCAACUCGAACACUUGUGUAUCAAUCUUUGCGCAGAGACGAUGCAGCAUUUCUACAAUACACACAUAUUCAAAUCUAGCAUCGAAUCCUGUCGCGACGAGGGGAUACACUGCGACGUAGAGGUCGAUUACGUCGAUAACGUUCCAUGCAUCGAUCUUAUAUCUUCAUUGAGAACCGGAUUGUUAAGUAUGUUGGACGUUGAGUGUUCCAUCAACGGAUCCGUAGAACUGUACUUGAGAAAAGUGAAAUCUCAGCACAGAAACAACCCAAGACUUUUUGAACCCAAGUCAGUGGAACAGAGAUCAUUUGGCAUUCAACAUUUCGCCGGCAGGGUUGUGUAUGAUGCUUCGGAUUUCCUAGAAACCAACAAAGACGUGGUGCCCGAUGAUUUAGUGUCCGUUUUUCACAAGCAAUCGUGUUCGUUUGGUUUUGCCACGCAUCUGUUUGGUAGUGAACUGAAAGCAUUGUAUAGCAUAGAAACAGUACCAAGAGGGAUAAAGUUUCGAAUAUCGCCGACUUCGCAUUCCGAUCUUUUGAACGGCAACGAACCCGUGUCUACGUUAACUCAAGAUUUCCACACGCGGCUAGACAACUUGCUGAGAUCACUGGUGCACGCUCGACCACAUUUCGUGCGUUGCAUUAAGGCGAACUCAACCGAAACCCCGGACAGGUUCGACAGGGCAGUAGUUAUGCGACAGAUACGGUCAUUACAAGUUUUGGAAACAGUCAAUCUGAUGGCAGGAGGUUAUCCUCAUCGAAUGCGGUACAAGGCGUUCAACUUGAGGUACAAAAUGCUGGCACCAUUCAACAAACUCUUGCGAUCUGACGAUCGGGCGACCGAAGACUGUCAUCUGAUAUUGCAAUGCAUCGAGGAAAAUAUUGAUACGAAACAGAGCGAAGUGAGCAUGAGUUGGGCUUUUGGCAAGAGACAUGUCUUCCUGAGUGAGGGCGUAAGGCAACAUUUAGAAAAACUCCGGUGGCAGACUCAUCAUAAUGCAGCCGUACUGAUACAGUGCACGUGGAGGAGCUGGAGGACCAGAAGAAAAUGGCCGGGUACUAAACGAGUCAUGAUGCAAAUACAACAAGUGUCUAACCCGAUUGUACAAUGUCUCAACAACAAAAUGGGUAUGGGUGGAAGGAAAAUGACUUCUAGUAGCCAAGUUCCGAACGCCGGAGUUACCAACAGUGGCACAGCAACUUUGACUAGACCCAGGCCACAACCUAUAACGGGAACCCCUCCUCCUGACCAGAUUGAGAAGUUUGAUCAAAAAAUAAUACAGACUUGUAACCUAUUUGGAUUGAAUCUGGAAAGACCUCCGCCAUUACCUCCUAGUCGAUCUUACACGAUAUCUGGUAACACGAAAAUGGGAUAUCCGCAAAGUCGUAUCAUGAAAAAAUCUUUUCCUGAAGAAGGAAAUUGUGACGUUGCACUGAUGAAAGGUGACUCUGUGAUAGUGGUGGGUACAUCCAACAGGAGAGGACACCUGCUUGUCGAGCACUGUAAUAGAAGCUUGGACGUGCCAUUCCAAUUUUUAGAACUGAAACCGAGACCCGUUGCCAUCUAACAUCAUUUUUUCCUUUAAUCCAGAUAUUGAUGCUCAAACACGAAACUUAUGAUCAAACGUUAGUUUAUAAUCACCUCAUGUAUUAUAUAAAUAUUAAUUGUUGAACUUCUAGUGUAAAAAAUUAUAUAUACGCUGCCGAAAAAAAUGCUUAU